AUGAAAACUUUCCCCCCGCUGCUGCUGUUCAUGCUGCAGCUCACGUUACCGACGUUACCGGCGUCCGAGGCGUUAACGCGCACGAGCAACGUCUCCCGGAGGGACACCGGGUCCCUCCUGGUCAGAAGCACGGGACCGGAGCCCGUCCUGGACGCUCUGCUCCCGACUCGGGCCCACGCCGCCGGUCCGCCCGAACGUUCGGCUGUUUCCGUGAAGUGCGAGCUCAACAUGAUGCGCGUGCAGGUGCACCGGAGUGUUCUGGGCACCGGGCAACCGGACUCCCGCCUCACGCUGGGGACCUGCGGGGCCAGCAGAGCCACGAGGGACUACGUGCUCUUCGACUAUGACGUCAGCAUGUGUGGGACCAGGCGCGCGAUGGUUAAUAACCAGGUGGCUUAUUUAAAUGAGCUGCAUUAUGACCCGUUAAGGCUCCAGGGACCAAUCAGGAGAGCGGUGCCCUUCCGCCUGUCGGUGGCCUGUCACUACAACCGGUACCAAUUCUCUGAUUACACGCCGAAGCUGCGUCAGAGCGCCGCGCCGAUGAAGACCAGAACGAAGUUAGUUCUGACUGCUCGAAAUGCCCAGUGGGAAAGUCUCCCCCCGUCGAGUCAGUACUCUCUCGGCAGGUCCAUGUACUUCCAGGCCGAGGCUCCGCCCCUCCUCCGGGAGGAGAGGCUGUACGUUCACCGGUGUUACGCAACGCCAGAGAACUCUCACUCCUCCACGCCGCAGGUCCCCGUGGUGGAGAACUCUGGGUGUAUGGUAGACAGUAAGGCCAGUCGCUCCAGAUUCGUCCAAUACAAACGGAAUGUGGUGAGAUUCUCAGUGAAUUCCUUCCACUUCAUCGGAGUGACCAACCAGCAGCUCUUCAUGCACUGCUCCAUGUCCGUGGGCAGCUCCGUUCCCACGGCAACGGCCAAGGCCUGCAACUACAACCCCCAGACCUCCAGGUGGGAGGAGCUCUACGGACCGGACUCCGUGUGCAGCUGCUGCGACUCCAGCUGCAGCGCCGCUGCCUCCACAGUGACCAAAAUAAUCAGCAGUCAGCCGUGGACGAUCGACCCGAAAGUGAAACCCAGAAAAUCAUCAAGAAGGAAGCCGGCCACAACAACAACAACAACAGCAGCAGCAGCACAGGAGACGAGCAGAGCGGCGGCCGUGACUCCACCCGGUGGGGCGGAGCAGGAGUGGCUGUUCGGAGGAGGAGGAGUGUCGUGGGUGGAGGUGGAGGAGAGGCAGGUGAAGGGCUCCGCAGUGGUGGAGGAGGAGGAGGUGGAGGAGGUCACAGCACCUCACACUAUAUUUGAUGAGAUCUUUGGUUUUUGA
Messenger RNA from Pseudoliparis swirei, 1326 nucleotides. RefSeq names its product zona pellucida glycoprotein 3d tandem duplicate 2 (gene zp3d.2). Gene Ontology annotation, biological process: egg coat formation; binding of sperm to zona pellucida; positive regulation of acrosome reaction. The record is from RefSeq and is a predicted model, not a curated record. Gene Ontology annotation, cellular component: extracellular matrix. The transcript is spliced from 8 exons. Bases 1 to 1326 code for a protein of 441 amino acids. NCBI's taxonomy places the organism in Eukaryota, Metazoa, Chordata, Actinopteri, Perciformes, Liparidae. Gene Ontology annotation, molecular function: acrosin binding.